AUGCAUGUCCCACAGCCAGAUGAUAACUCAGAAAGGCCAUACGAUGAGGUUAUCAUCAAGGUUGUCGACUACGCCUACGACUAUGAGGUUGUGUCAGAGCCGGCCUUAGCUCGAGCCAAGAUGGCCCUGAUCGAUUCCCUUGGAGUAGCCAUUGAGAGUCUAUCCCUGAGCAGUGAAUGUGCUGCUCUAGUCAAACCGCUACUUCCUGGCGCCGGUUCUGUCAGUGGAGGUUUCAAAUUGCCAGGAACGGCAUAUCAAAUGGACGUAUUACAGGCGGCGUUCAACAUGGGUGCAAUGAUUCGAUAUCUCGAUCAUAACGAUGCCUUCGCUGGGGCGGAAUGGGGUCACCCCUCUGAUAACCUUGGAGCUAUUCUCGUCAUUGCCGAUGUACUGACAAGGGAGGCACUGGCACAAGGGAAAGAAGAGGGGAUUAUCACCAUGAAACAAGUUCUGGUCGGUCUCAUAAAAUCUUACGAGAUUCAAGGCUGUUUUCAAGUCAAGAAUGCGUUCAACCGUGUUGGAUUAGAUCACACUAUUCUAGUCAAAAUCGCUUCCACAGCUGUAGUAUCUUGGUUAAUGGGCCUCUCACGGGAACAAGCGCGCUCAGCAGUCUCACACGCCUGGGUAGAUGGGCACCCGCUACGUACAUUCCGCCAGUCACCGAACACAGGGCCGCGGAAAGGCUGGUCAGCCGGUGAUGCAUGUAUGCGCGCAGUGCACCUAGCCACUGUGGCGCGAGCCGGCCAGCCAGGAAUUAAGACGCCGCUGACGGCUGCCCGAUGGGGAUUCUAUGAAGUACUAAACAAAGGCAAUGCAUUCGAGCUCCCACGACCAUUUGGCACAUGGGUGGUUGAGAACGCUAUCUUUAAGGUGCUGACUGCUGAAGGUCAUGGCCUGACUGCAGUCGAAGCCACGAUGGCAGCGAGCAAGCAGCUACAAGAGCGUGGUCUUGAUGCCACCAAAGACAUUAAAAGCAUUCACGUGCGCACGCAAGAAGCGGCCAUGAUUAUUAUCAACAAAAAGGGACCAUUACACAACCCAGCAGAUCGAGACCACUGUUUAAGGUAUAUAAUGGCCGUCGUUCUGCUAAAGAACGGUACCGAGGUAGAGACGGAGGACUACCAGGAUGAUAGCCCCUUUGCCAAUGACCCUCGAGUUGAGGCACUGCGGUCGAUCAUCACAAUGGAAGAAGAUCCCCAAUUCACGCGAGACUACCAUAAUCCAGAGAUCCGCAGCGUGGGCUGUUCUAUCGACUUCCAUCUGAUCGAUGGCACUGAAUUCAACACAAGACUUGAAUUUCCCCUAGGCCAUCCAGCGCGCAAUGAAGAAAGCUUUCCUAUGGUGCGGAAAAAGGCCAUCCGCAACCUAGAACUCAAGUUACCGAAGGCUGGAGUUACUCAGAUCAUGGAAACCUUGGACCAACCAAGUUUCGACUCUUUAGCCGUGAGCAGAUUUAUAGAUCUAUUUCAGGGGUGA
Messenger RNA from Xylaria bambusicola, 1476 nucleotides. RefSeq lists its product as uncharacterized. Gene Ontology annotation, molecular function: 2-methylcitrate dehydratase activity; 2 iron, 2 sulfur cluster binding. Bases 1 to 1476 code for a protein of 491 amino acids. Lineage: Eukaryota; Fungi; Ascomycota; Sordariomycetes; Xylariales; Xylariaceae. The record is from RefSeq and is a predicted model, not a curated record. The transcript has 2 exons.